This is a messenger RNA of Alosa sapidissima (American shad), 4731 nucleotides long. Its product is annotated as NEDD4-like E3 ubiquitin-protein ligase WWP2. Gene Ontology annotation, biological process: protein K63-linked ubiquitination; negative regulation of transcription by RNA polymerase II; regulation of monoatomic ion transmembrane transport. The record is from RefSeq and is a predicted model, not a curated record. Lineage: Eukaryota; Metazoa; Chordata; Actinopteri; Clupeiformes; Clupeidae. Gene Ontology annotation, molecular function: protein binding; ubiquitin-protein transferase activity.
CUGUCACAGUGUUCAGGACUCAUUGCUGAGCUCCAAUAGCCGCUUUACCAACUACAGAGGAAUUCUCAACUGGAUAGUGAUUCUUCUGACCUUGACCUAUGCCCACCUGUUUCUGGAGAACUUCAUACAGCAUGGCUUUCUGAUUGACUUAAAGAAAGCUGUGGAAUUCCUGAUCGGGGACCACUACUGGCCAUAUAUGUACCUGAUCUUGGCUGCCAACAUGUUUCCUAUUGUGUCUAUGAUUCUGGAAAAGAGCCAGGAAAAGGGAAUCCUUUCUUCUUCGUUGGCAUACUGGCUUCACAUGGGAAACCUUGUGCUUCUGUCUGUUUUCCCCACCUUCAUUAUUCUCCAUUAUGAAACAUCUUUAUCUACAGGUGGAGCUCUUCUGUCGCUUUUCACCUACACUAUACUCUGGCUGAAGCUCUACUCCUAUCAGCAGGUCAGCAGCUGGUACCGUAAGAGGGAAUGCACAAAGGACGGAUCAAAACAUGUAAUUCCUCAGGAAAGUGAAAUCACUCUCUGUGAUCUCUACUAUUUCCUUCUGGCUCCCACUCUGUGUUACCAGAGGGACUUCCCUCAAACACCUAGGGUCCGUAUAAAUGUUGUGUUCCAAAGCUUGGUGGAAAUGAUGGUCCUCACCCAGCUCAUAGUGGGAAUCAUGCAGCAGUGGAUUGACCCCAUAUUCCAGCGGUCAAAAAAGACUUUUGUUGAUAUGGAAAUAGCUGCAAGGAUUGAGCACCUUGUGGAGUUGGCGACUCCCACCCAUUUCCUGUGGCUGAUGUUCUUCUUCCUUUUUUCACACUCCUAUCUGAACUUCAUAGCCGAACUCCUGCGCUUUGGUGACCGGCAAUUCUAUGGUGACUGGUGGAAUGCUGACACACUUGGCAGUUUGUGGAGAAAUUGGAAUGUUCCUUUCCAAAGGUGGAUUCAAAGACAUCUCUAUGAGCCAUUUCUAAAGAGGAAAUUCUCUGCAAAACAGGCCGACAUACUGAUCUUCAUAGUAGUCUCUGGACUGUUGGAGUUUAAUAUUGCUCUGGCCCUACAACGGUGUCACUUAUGGCUGUUUCUCAACAUGAUGUUUGAGAGCUGUGAUGUCAUGGCAACUGCCAGUGUGAAUAGACCUGGCAGUGUCCAGUCCACCGAAAAAUCUCAGCUGACCUUGAAAGUUCUUUCUGCAAAGCCCCAGUCCCCCAAACUCCCCAACCGCCAUUCCCGCCUCAGCUCAUUUGUGGAGGUGACCGCUGACGGCCUGACCAGUGAGACCAAGAAGACGGGCAAGCGCACAGGCCACCUGGAACUCCAGUGGAAUGAGGACCUCACCCUGAAUGUGACACCUCAGAGUCGACUAGAUCUGAAGCUGUGGAGUUGCCACACCCUGAGGAAAGAGCUGCUGGGUAGCGCCACCAUUGACCUUUUGGACACCUUACGCAAUCAUGAUGGCAAAAUGGAGAAUCUGCAGCUCAGUCUAGUCCUGCAGACGGAGAACAAAGGCUCAGUUGUAGCAGGAGGCGAGCUGAACGUCUGUCUGGACGGCCUGGUUGUUGAUCUGGGAUCCUUGCCCAAUGGCAGCACAGCAACAGACAAGAUGUUGCCGUCAGACCGACCGAACCUACGCAGGACACAGAGUGAGGAGACGCCCAGCACAGCCAGCCCGCGUGGCAGGACCCACAGGCGCUCUCCGGGUGGUUCGAGGGGGACCUCUCCAGGUGGCCCCCGAGGGCCCCUCACUAAUGGGGAUGUGAACGGAGAGCAGAGCCCUGGGGCCGCCGGACGCCACCGCGCCUCCAAGAGCUCCCACAGCAGCCCUGGCAGCGCAGGUAAAGGUGAGCUGGCCCCUAACGGCCUGGAGAAUGGCCGCAGCAGUCUGGCCCGCCACACCCCCCCUCCGCCAUCCCCCACACUCAGGUCCGCCGCCCCCAGCAACAGCACCCCCGCUGGGCCAGACAGCGGAGCCGCACCCCCGGCCCCUGGAGAGACCGCCCCCUCAAACCCGGACCAGCCCACUCCUGCCAUGGAGCCCGUGAUGGAGUCGCUGCCAACAGGCUGGGAGCAGCGUGUUUUGCCCCACGGCAGGGUGUACUACGUGGACCACAACACAAAGACUACCACCUGGGAAAGACCCCUCCCACCAGGCUGGGAGAAGCGGGUGGACCAGCGCGGGCGCUACUACUACGUGGACCACAACACCCGCACCACCACCUGGCAGCGGCCCACAGCCGAGUCGGUGCGCAACUACGAGCAGUGGCAGUCGCAGCGCAGCCAGCUGCAGGCCAUGCACCAGUUCAGCCAGAGGUUCCUCUAUCAGCCAUCAGGAGCGCCUGUUGAAAAUGACCCGCUGGGCCCUCUACCUCCAGGCUGGGAGAAGCGGCAGGACAAUGGCAGAGUCUACUUCGUCAACCACAACACACGGACCACCCAGUGGGAGGACCCCCGAACCCAAGGGAUGAUCCAGGAGCCCCCCCUGCCCCCCGGCUGGGAGAUGAAGUACACAGCGGAGGGCGUGCGCUACUUUGUGGACCAUAACUCCCGCACCACCACCUUUAAAGACCCCCGACCGGGCUUUGAGUCUGGCUCCAGAGCAGGGGGCUCUCCAGGGGCCUAUGACCGCAGUUUCAGGUGGAAAUACCAUCAGUUCCGCUUCCUGUGCCAUUCCAAUGCCUUGCCAAGCCAUGUCAAAAUUUCCGUGUCCAGGCAGACACUCUUUGAGGACUCCUUUCAGCAGAUUAUGAACAUGAAGCCGUACGACCUGCGGCGGAGGCUCUACAUCAUCAUGAGGGGAGAAGAGGGCCUGGACUACGGCGGCAUCGCCAGAGAGUGGUUCUUCCUGCUCUCCCACGAGGUGCUCAAUCCCAUGUACUGUCUGUUUGAGUACGCCGGCAAGAACAACUACUGUCUGCAGAUCAACCCGGCCUCCUCCAUCAACCCUGACCACCUCACUUACUUCCGCUUCAUUGGGCGAUUCAUCGCCAUGGCACUGUACCAUGGCAAGUUCAUCGACACAGGCUUCACUCUGCCCUUCUACAAACGCAUGCUCAACAAGAAGCCCACCCUUAAGGACCUGGAGUCCAUAGACCCAGAGUUUUUUAACUCCAUCAUGUGGGUCAAAGACAACAAUCUGGAGGAGUGUGGAGUGGAGCUCUACUUUGCUCAGGACAUGGAGAUCUUAGGGAAGGUGUCCACACACCAGUUGAAGGACAACGGCGAGAAUGAACUCGUCACAGAAGAGAACAAGGAGGAGUACAUCAGGUUGCUGACUGACUGGCGCUUCAUGCGGGGGGUGGAGGAACAGACCAAGGCCUUCCUGGACGGCUUCAACGAGGUGGUGCCUCUGGAGUGGCUGCGCUACUUCGACGAGAAGGAGUUGGAGCUCAUGCUAUGCGGCAUGCAGGAGAUCGACCUCAGCGACUGGCAGAAGAACACCAUCUACCGCCACUACACCAAGAACAGCAAGCAGAUCAACUGGUUCUGGCAGGUGGUGAAGGAGAUGGACAACGAGAAGCGGAUCCGCCUGCUGCAGUUUGUGACGGGGACCUGCCGGCUGCCGGUGGGCGGCUUUAACGAGCUCAUAGGGAGUAAUGGUCCACAGAAGUUCUGCAUAGAUAAGGUGGGGAAGGAGACAUGGCUACCCAGAAGCCACACCUGCUUCAAUCGGCUGGACCUGCCCCCCUACAGGAAUCUAGAGCAGCUGCGCGAGAAGUUGCUCUUUGCCAUCGAGGAGACCGAAGGCUUCGGCCAGGAAUGAGCAGAGCGGAGCAGAGCAGAGCCAAACCUGCAACAGCCCCAGAUAAACAUGAGCCAGAGAGACAGAGAGAGAGAGAGACAGAGAGAGAGAGAGACAGAGAGAGAGAGAGACAGAGAGAGAGAGAGACAGAGAGAGAGAGAGACAGAGAGAGAGAGACGGGGGGGAUGCAGGGAGAGUGUGUGUGUGUGAAAGAGAGAUGCAUUUUGACAUCACAGCCUUCUUGUUGCCCCUUUGGCUGAGGAGGAGAUCCGGGGACAGGGAUGAGAGCUGUGCUGGAGCUCCAGGAGGAAAGGAGAGGCCUUAGGAGGGAGUUGUGUUUUUGGCGAUAUGAGCGCGGGAUGUGUCCCCGGGUGUCCUCUCCUCUCUACGCAGUUGCAUUCCUACCACCGUAGAUCUAUUAGACAUUUGCCAACAGAAAAAAAAAGAGAAGUAACAGAUUUCAACAAAACAAGAGAAAUAUUAUAAUCCGUAGCAAAUUUCCAGACAACGCACAUCCUCAGCUUAAGAAUCAUCUAUAUAGAAGAAAUGAUUGCAAAUGAACACGUUGGUGGAUGUCUGUGAAAAUUAUUGUUGUGUGAGUGUGUGUGUGUGGUGUGUGUUGUGUAUGUGUGUGUGUUAGUAUGAAAGAAAGAGAGCAAGUGAGAGAGAGAGAGAGAAAUGGAAAUUGAGUGGGAGAGCCAUUUGAAUUAGUCCCCCUUGCAUAAAGGGAUAGCCCAGUAAAUUUUUGUUUUUGUUUACUGUUGAUUGUGACUAUGCGGCGUAAUCCUGUACAUAGCUGAAGUUGAUGAGAUUUGCAUCAUGGACAGCAGAGUGAGGCCAUGAUUCUAUGAAAAGAAAAUCAUGUAUGUAAAUAUGUUGUUUGGUGUCUAAAGGAAUUCAGCUUUUCUAAAAAUCCAUUUUAGUCUCACAGUAUUAUGGUGGAAAAAAACAAGUGAUUUUAUCAAUAACUAUUAAAAGUUAUUUUGAAUGAAUAAAUGCUUCCAAUCAUG